CUCAGUGUGAUGGAGGGAGAGGACCCAGAAGGAAAUCCCAGCACUGCCUCAUCCCACUCACUUCCUCCCCAAGCAGAGGCGGUAAGCCCAGCGGAUGAGGAUGAUUGUAUCACAACACGGGGGAACUCUGAAGAGACCGCUGAACACACAAACAGCAUGGGCCAGCCGAGUCAGGACCACCAGAGUGAAGGGGUCCCAGCUAAGACUGCUGCCACAGACAACAACCAGAGUCAGUCCGCCACCACCAUGGACAACCAAGUCCAGCAACAACCCACGGAAAGCCUGUCUAACACUAAACUCUGUGGGUACCUCCUUAAACAAGGAGGUCCCAUGAAGUCGUGGAAGUCGCGCUGGUUCACAUACGAGGAGAAGAAGAGCCAGUUGUUUUACUACAGGAUGGCGCAGGAUGUGACCUCUUUGGGGAAGAUUGAGCUGUGCAGCGCCACGUUUGGAUACCCCCUCCAAGGAGAGCAUGGCACCUUUCACAUCCAGACCCCCGAACGGACCUUCGUCCUCAAGGUAAUGUUUAUUGAAUUUAUAAUAUAUCAGGUGUAUUCAAAUCUGAACCUCGAGGUUGGCAAUUCUGCCUGUUUUAUUUUCUUCCUGGUAGUUAUUGUAUUUAUUAUUAAUGUCAUUGGUUGGCCAGAGAGUCCCUGAGUAGAGGGGAUUCACUUCUGGGGCCAUCACAUGUUCAACCCUGUAUCACCAGGGUUUUUCCUAAAUGUAGAACUUGCUCUGAAUGGGAGUGUCAUCAAUAUUUCUGAAAUGUCAUAGUUUUUUGUGGAGGGAUGGGGAAGACUGCUAAAAGGAUAAAAAAUGAGGCAGUGAAACAGUGGUGCUCUUGUAUCUGAAUAACGGUCACAUGUUAACCCAGUCAUUUGGGUCACACAGCUGUCUAUUCCUCUCAAUAAGAAACCAACAGAUCCUUUUGGUCAGAGAUUAAUCAUAAAAGCUGAAUGGGAAUGCUUAGUAAUUACAAAAUGAAGGCAUCUCUCUUUCUGUUGUAUUGUUUUGUCCAUGUUUGCUAUACAGGAAGACAAAUACAGUGCACUCAUAUUCACACAUUGCAUUUUAAUACUUUAUCUUGAUCCACAAUGGAACAUUCUGAAGUCACGCAUUACAGAUAUUCUGACUCGUGGCACACAUGUACAGUAGGCUAACAAUAUCUCUUCUCUGUCUGUUUCAGGCAGAUAACCAGGAGGCCAUGAUGUACUGGCUACAACAGCUGCAGCUGAAGAGAUGGCAGCACCAAGACCAGAUAACAGGAGAAUCCACACGUCACUGCACUGACCACCAGAGACCAGAGGGACAGGGGGAAUUACCCACCAGCUGCCCAGGUAUAGUAAGACAGGGAGUAGUAGAAUAAAGUGGCCCCAGACACUGCUCAAGAUUAUGUCUGGCAUGACAAUGAUUGACAGAGAAGGCAAAGAAUACCAGCUCAAAUACCACUAUAUACCAUGCAUGGUUUAAUACUUAGUGAAGCAUUAAACAAAUGUGAGAGAAAUGUAAUACUUGAAGUUAGUAUGACAGUGAAAGUGGAAGCCAUCAGACACACAAUCAAGUUAACAACAGUGACAGGUAUGUCAUUGAUUAUGAAACCGGUUGUAACCAGUUGGAUCGUGUUAUCUGAGGAUAUGUUUUGUUUAUAGUUGAUAUCAUACUAAACUGUACUAUGAAUACCUUAGGAGAUGGGUGUCAUAUUCUAUCAAAGGGAGUUUGUCUCAAGUUAUUCCACUCCCUAUUGACACAUGCAAGUUUAGAGGUAAUUUCUAAUAUGUACAAGAUCCUACACACAGAUACAGAACACACCCAAUGAAACAUUGGCAGAUAUCAGAGAUGAAAAACUAAACUAGGCAACAUAUUAAUUUAGUUAAAUUGAACGUUCCCACAUUUUAAACUAAACAUUAGUAAUAACUCACCAAUGUCCAAACAACAAAAAUGUGUGUACAUACUGUGAAUCUUUCAAGUGAAAACAGAUGUCAAUGCACUGGAGUGUGAUGUCAAUAUUUACAACACUCAUCCCUUGGCUACAUAGUCAAUUCAUGAAUCGUCAGCAGUUGACUUUGUCAGCCUAAGCCUCUCCCUGGCUGGUAAGUGGCCUCACUAGGGAUUUCCAAAUUCUCCCACUGAGACCUAGCUUCCUGAAAGCCUGUGGCAGCACACCCACUUCCUUUCAGUGAUUCAGCUAAUCUACUAUGGGUAUCAAGUGUAGCCAGCCAGUCUGAGACAGAACAUUGGGUAAGUCAUUCAUCUUUAACUCUCAAAUAGACUUUCAUACAAACAUUCUGUCAAAAACCAACUAGUUUACAUACAGAAAUGUUAGUAACAAUUUACGUCACUUUAAUUUUACAGUAUUCUUGUUAGAAAUGUGCGACAAGUAUUGUAACUGAUCAUUUUUACACUUGAGGGUUACACUGAGGACACACUGUGUAUUUAGGUAAUAUAAACACUCAGAACAUUCCAGAUAUAAAUACUAUGAGUAGAGCUGACUGCUGAUAUGAUUCCCUAUUCUACAUUACAGACUGUUCUACACUAUAUAUAUUUCUAUAGGAACGUUCUGUAAUGUUGCAGCCUGGUGUUGUUGAGCAGCAUGCAUGAUUGGAGCCAUUCCUGUGUUUAAAAUGCCUGGAGGAUGAACAGACUUGUUCCAUGCUCCUCCGGCAGGCCAGUCAGCUGAUGUCUGGGAAACAACUGGCCUAUUUGGCCUCUAGUGUUUUAGAACAGAGACCUAUGUUUCCAAAUAAUAAGGAAGCUGUCUUUACUGCUCAUUUCCAUCAUGUAAAAUGCAUAUUUUUUUCAUUUCACUUCACCAAUUUGGACUAUUUUGUGUAUGUCCAUUACAUGAAAUCCAAAUAAAACCCCAUUUAAAUUACAGGUUGUAAUGCAACAAAAUAGGAAAAACAGCAAGGGAGAUGAAUACUUUUGCAAGGCACUGUAUGGGCCAAUGACUGGCCCUAGUAGAUUAUAUUUUAUCUGUUGCAAUAGUUUCUAGAAGAAUGUUCAUUCAUUGUCAACAUUCAUGUUUGUACUCUGUAAGCCUAUGUUGUUGUCUUAAACACUGGAAUAUCUUAAGUACAGGACAUUACUAGUAAAGGAAGGGUUGACUUCCCUUUUGGGCCCAAAAUGUAGAUUUUGGGCCCAGGUAGCCUAGCGGUUAAGAGCAUUGGGCCUGUAACCGAAAGGUUGCUGGUUGGAAUCCCCAAGCUGACUAGGUGAAAAAUAUGUUGACGUGCCCUUGAGCAAAGCACUUAACCCUAAUUGCUCCUGUACAUCGCUCAGGAUAAGAGCAUCUGCUAAAUGAAGUAAAAUGUCAAAUGUAUAUUAAGAUAGGGGGUGGGGGACAGCAAGAACAAUUAAAAUCCCUCUGGUAACUAUUCAAACGUUUUUAGGGUCAUGGCAUUUUCAUGAAACGGAUUAAAGGUUAUUUUCACCUACACAGGCCUUUAUCAUUUAAAAUAAAUGAUUAAUCUCUCCAGUGUUUAAUGAUAUGUUGUUAUUAUAUGCCCCAUUGGUGGCCUGCCUGGCCAAGGUUGAGAUUGGUGGGGUGGGGUUCAGGACAGGAAACAAUGUUGAUCAGAUGUGCUUUGAUUUUUCACUGCACCGUCUGCAAAUUGCAGACAAUUGCUUGCUCUUGAUGCGUUCCCGCUUUCGUCUCUGGAGAUUUGAUACCAGUAAACCACUUAUCUACUGUUAGUGAUUUUACACGAAAAGAGAUGCUAAUGUACCUUCAUUCAAUCUAAAUGUGAAGGUAAACUCAGUUGGUUUUUAUCCACUUGGUAUUAGAUAUGACAUGGUAGCAACUACUGUAUUACCCUAUGUUAUUACUCCAUAGCUACGCCACACUUUCUUAACUAGUCAAUGAAAUAAGCACCACCUCUUUUACAAUAGUAUUUCAACAGUAGAAUAUGAAGUAGGAAAAUAAGUCUAAACAGGGCCACAUUCAGUAGGCAAAAGUUUUAUAAUGUUGCAGAUAUGAAUAGAGCUGACAUUCCUUAUUCAGAGAGACAUGUUUGUUCUACGUAAAAUAUUAGUUCCACAAUGUUUGCCUACUGAACGUGUCCCAGGUGAUUCCAGCGUGCCCUGCUCUUUGAUCCCAGGGGAAUCUGUGUAAUGAAUGUUUUGGCUACAGCCCCACUGACAGCUGCAGGAAGUGGUUCUGCAUGGCCCCGAGAGCGAGAGGAAGUGCCCGUCUGACACCGUGCUGAGGCUAGGAGCCUUGGUUAUAGCACAGGGGGGCUGCACUACACAGACUACAGGCUAUUCUGGUCCAAUAAAUCAACACACAUGUUAUUUUGAAGCUUAAACAGCUUUUAUAAGUGAGAUAUUCAACUGUUCAAGUCGUAGCUGUCUUGAAUAUGCAUGAAUGAACAAUGUUAUUGCUAGUUCCAUGUAAUGACUUUUCCCGAUGCCAUUGAGUUUGCUCCUGUUGUAGACACAACCUUUCCUACCAACUGGUUUGUGAAUUGUGAUAUUUCAUGCUUGUCCUGACAUGCCCAGAAUGUUUCACGGAGGAACAGAACAGUAUGUUUUGACUGUAAUACUCCUUUGAAUAUUCCCACGGUCCCAAUUGUAGUUGUAUUCAGCUUGCACAACUUGGUUGCCCAAAAGUAGUUAGGAAUUUCAUCAGUUAAGAUAAAUAUAUGAAUCUCUUGACUUUUCAAUGGGUCUCACCUCAUGGUGUCAUAACUUUCAGUUCAUAGCAGUACAGUAAGAGCAAACAAUUUUACCUGAAGACCAAGUCAACACAAGUCUGGUGGCCAGAUAGUCAUGAUCGUUAUUCUCUGUAUUACAACCCAUGAUAUCACUCUCAUUGUCUUUAGCCGGAAGGUUCCUGCUUGUUACAUGAGUAGCUGUGUCCUUUGUGUGCCCUGGCUCCAGAGGGCUUGAUCCACUGACGUUGUUCUUUCCUUUUACUUCCUGUAACGUAGAUUACUUCCUGCCAACGAUGAAGACCCCGCCAGGCCUCUUGGGCGAGGAGGCCGCCAAUCUGCCUGCGCCGGUACAACGGGCCCCCCUAAGCAACUUCUCCCUCAAACACCCUCUGAUAGAGAUUCAGUAGGUGAUUUUUCCCAUCUUUUCCCAUUCAUUUGGGAUUGAGGCAUAUGGCUGGACCUGUACAACAGAUGGUAUAGGAUACUAGGGCUGGGAAUUGCCAGGUACCACACAAUAUGAUAUUAUCAUGAUACUUAGGUGCCGAUACGAUAUGUAUUGCGAUUCUCACGAUUCUAUAUGUAUUGCGAUUCGAUACUGUGAUGUUAUUGCGAUUCGAUGUUCCAAACAUAUUGCUCACAAUAUGUCUGCUGCAGAGAGACGAGAGAGCAUAAGAAAACAAGUUUUGAUCAGUCAUGGAAAUAAAAGUGCUGAAAACAAAAUGGCUUCCUAUUUAAAAGAAGAUGGAGCACAAGCUAUGAAGGAAACAUACUGGAGUUUUGGUGCAGGUACAGCCAACUAGCGCAAAAGUAACAUUGUUAUAUUGUCAAAAUAAUAUGAUACGUCAUAUCUUCAAAAAUAAUAUCCCGAUAUGUAACUGUAUAGAUUUUUUCCCCAUCACUUUAGGAUACGUUGGAGUAGUUGACAUUGGGCUUGAUAUUCAUCUACAUUGUUGAUUGUAGACAUUAUAACUGUUUGUGGCUAUGUGACUACAGGUGCCUGUGCUAUGCCAAUCUGCUAACAUGCCAAGAUUGACUUCAUAGUGAAAGUGACUUUGAGAUGUAUUUUUUUUGGCUUGUACCUUAAUCGCUAAUUGCUUCAUAAUAAAUGGAUCGUUCUAGUAGUAGGUUUACACUCAGGCUGGCACUUGAGGGUGGAUGUGUUGGCGUGCAUGCUUACGUUUGUGUGUGUUCUCACACGUGUGUGUUGCUCCUACAGGAACUCAAUGCACAGUCUCUUUUACAAGCGGUCCUCCCAGGAACUGAGUCGGAGUGUGUUCCAUUUGGAGGCGCCUCCUCCCUGGACCCCACCAAAUCCCUCAAAGACCCCCUCCCAGACAGCCCAGGACAGGCUUGGUACGUCCCACACACACCCCAGCUUCUGGAGAUGUUCUCCAAUACACUGGUGUUCUACACUGGUGGCAUCCUUCUGCCCUCUGUUGGCAGCUGAUUGAAAUCAUACAGAAGGAUCAGGUUUUCUCAUUGUCUGAUAGCAUAAUGCCGUCAUUGCUCUAGUAACAUUGUCAUUUUUUCUCGUCUAAACAAAGAUACAUUUUAUUUGACACAUUAGUAAUAUGUCACAGUCCAGAAUAACCACAGAGCCAUAGCCAACCUCCUCUAACCUCCAUGCCCUCCUACAGGCCCUAGGACUCCCGUUGACCCCCCGACCCCUACCACACCGCUGCUGUUGGCGGACCACUCGGGCGAGUGCUCCCCUGGGGAGGGCAGGUUGUUCCCAUGCCCAUCCCCGAAGAGCAGAGGGAAGACGAGGGGAAGCUCUGCCACCAUGCCCACUGUGCUACGGGAAGCUGCUACAGACAAGACGACCCGCCUCCAGCAGGAGAAACACAUGCUGGCUGAGGAGGUCAAGGCCCAGAAGGUUAGAGCUAAGAUCAAAGCCGUGCCAGAUCUAAUAAACCUCCAAUAUCUUACGAACAAUGUUGUUUUCCACCCUGCCCUUAUUAUCUGACGUCUAGAAUAUGGUGUAUGAUUGAUUUGAUAGGCCUACAAAUAUCUUGAAAUUCAAUGUAUUCCUUCUCAUUUGAAUCUGUGCCAGACUAGAUGGACUAACCUCACUAUUCACCUCUUGCUUUCCCACCCUGCCCCUGGCUCUACCCUAUCCCCUUCCUCCUCCCGUUCCCCCUUCCAGGAGCUGGUGUGGCUUCUCCACAAGGCCCUGGAGGCGGCUCAGCUAGAGAAGCGGACCUGCACCGAGUUCCUGGCAGCCGAGUGCGAGCAGGAGCGUCUGGAGCUGUUGAGGCACCGCGAGCGCCACGCCGCUGACCUGCAGUGUCGUCUGGAGGAGCUGAAGGCCAAGGAGGAGGGCCUGAGGAAGAGCUUGGCCCAAAGGGACGCCCACGUGGCCGAGCUGCAGGAAAACGUCACCCUGAUGAUGGCGAAGAACCACGCCAAACAGGAGGUGAAGCCCAUAUUAAGGGGUCUAGGCCCGUAUUCACAAAGAGUCUCAUAGGAGUGCUGAUACAGGAUCAGUUUAGUCUUAUAGAGCACAAUGAUUAUGAUGACAGUGGGGACCUAAUCCUAGAUCAGCACUCCCACUCUGAGAUGCCUUUUGAAUAUGGGCCUGAGUUCUAUUUGGCUCCAAGUGUAUACACUUCAUGAUAUGAUAAUAUAUGGCAUCACUGCCUAAUAAUACAAUCCUUUCUGAUGUGAUCCCAGGUGAUCCUGAAGCUGUCAGAGCAGGUGGCAGCCUGCAUGACCGACCCUAGACGCACCGUGUCCACCACCAAUGGCCUGGAGGUCCAGACCUUCCACCAGCUGCAGGAGGACACUGAGAACCUCAAGGUUGGUUUGUGGUUGGUAGGUAGUAGGUCAGUCCAACACCAGAGAUGGAAUCAAGACCGAAGCCCAGCCUCAAGACUAAGACCAGGAGAUUUAUUUAUAAACGUUGCAUACGUACAAAAUAUGCCCCAAAACAUGCGUGCGCCAGUUUUCACGUAUAAGUUGGCAUUUAUAAAAACGGAACUUGAUGUGAAAAUGUGCUUAUCCUCCCGCAAGCUUUAGACCAUGCGUACACAGUUUCCAGUGGUUGAAGUAUUGCAUUGCAAGAAGGCAACGUAGCCUAGUAGCCUUGUGCAAAUGGGGAAUAUAUACUGAAUAUACAAAACAUAUGUCUUUCCAUGACAUACACUGACCAGGUGAAUCCAGGUGAAAGCUAUGAUCCCUUAUUGAUGUCACUUGUUAAAUCCAUUUCAGUGUAGAUGACAGGGGAAAUGAUUUUUAAGCCUUGAGACAAUUGAGACAUGGAUUGUGUAUAUAUGCCAUUCUGAGGGUGAAUGGGCAAGACAAAAUAUUUAAGUGCCUAACAGGGUAUGGUAGUAGAUGCCAGGUCCACCGGUUUGUGUCAAGAAUUGCAACGCUGCUGGGUUUUUUCCUGAUCAACAGUUUCCCGUGUGUAUCAAGAAAGGUCCACCACCCAAAGGAUAUCCAGCCAACUUGACACAACUGUGGGAAGCAUUGGCGUCAAUAUGGUGACUUAUUCAUAGCAAAAAAAAACAGGUAGCUAAAUAUAAUAACAAGAUGCAAUCAUUAUCUUUGCAUUCUAAAAUAAUUGGAAAGCUAUUUCCGAAUAUUUAAUUUCCAUGAUCAUUGCAUAAUAAAUUCCUCACCUUUUCUGACUGUCAUAGUUUCAUACCAUCAUACAAUUUAGGAUAGGCUACCGUUCGUCCCAUCUCUCAUUUAAUUGGACCAACUUCAUUAGUAAAUUGAUCAGCUACUGGUAUUUAAAGUAUUUUGCUCUAUGCGAUCAUAUCCGAAGCGCAGUGUCACGGUAGAACAGACGGUUCACCUUUUCCAUUGACGUUUGUAGGCUACGUCUGAAUACUGUAAUAUCACAUUUCUCGAGUAGCCUAGACAAUAUUUCAUUUAGAAACAUAAUACAUAUAUCAUAACUAUUGCACCUUUUCUGACCAUGAUGAGUUCAUAUUCCCAAAGUAGCCAUACAACAAAUUACCUUGCGCAUCUCUCAUUGAAUUGGGCCUAUUAGAUAGGCUAUUAGAAUGUAAGUUGUUGCUCUAUGCAUCCAAAAGGGAGCGCGGUUUAUAACAUACAGGUGAACAGACAGUUGAUAUUUGGCAUUGAAGUGUCUCGGCUACCACUGGUAUAGCCGACUGUAGUUUACUUUUUUUUCUUUCUUUUUUUGAAUAGACAACGUUUCAGAAUUUUCAGGCAGUGUAGCAUAUUUAGGUUCAGGAGAAAGUAAAUGCAAAACACUAUUGAAUUCAAACGAUCUGUUACAGGUCCGCAACAAUUUGCAAUUGUUUUUGUGUUUCAGAAACGGACAAAUGUCACUGCAAAAGAAAACAACAUUCUGCCAACACCUCCAAAGACAUUUGAUCAAGUUCGCUAUUGAUAUUUGAUUUAGAUAUACCGGUACUGUGUAAAUACAGUGCAAUGAAAAAGUAUUUGCCCCCUUUCUAUUUUUCUCAACUUUUGCAUAUUUGUGAUACUGAAUGUUAUCAGAUCUUCAACCAAAACCUAAUAUUAGAUAAAGAGAACAUAAGUGAACAAAUAACACAACAAUUACAUAUUUAUUUCAUAAACAAAGCUAUGCAACACCCAAUUCCCCUGUGUGAAAAAGUAAUUGCCCCCUUACACUCAAUAACUGGUUGUGCCACCUUUAGCUGCAAUGACUCCAACCAAAUGCUUCCUGUAGUUGUUGAUCAGUCUCUCACGUCGCUGUGGAUGAAUUUUGGCCCACUCUUCCAUGCAGAACUGCUUUAACUCAGUGACGUGUGGGUUUUCAAGCAUGAACUGCUCGUUUCAAGUCCUGCCACAACAUCUCAAUUGGGAUUAGGUCUGGACUUUGACUAGGCCAUUCCAAAACAUCCAAUUUGUUGCUUUUGACUUGAUUGUGUGUUUUGGAUCAUUGCCUUGCUGCAUGACCCAGCUGCGCUUCAGCUUCAGCUCCAGCUCACAGACGGAUGGUCCGACAUUCUCCUGUAGAAUUCUCUGAUACAGAGCAGAAUUAAUGGUUCCUUAUAUUAAGGCAAGUCGUCCAGGUCCUGAGGCAGCAAAGCAUCCCCAAACCAUCACACCACCACCACCAUGCUUGACAUUUACAUUACAUUUUAGUCAUUUAGCAGACGCUCUUAUCCAGAGCGACUUACAGUUAGUGAAUGCAUACAUGUAUUAUUAUAUAUAUUUAUUUUUUCAUACUGGCCCCCCGUGGGAAACGAACCCACAUCCCUGCCGGCCAAACCCUCCCCUACCUUGGACGACACUGGACCAAUUGUGCACCGCCCAUGGGUCUCCCGGUCGCGGCCAGCUCUAGUGGCACAGCUAGCACUGCGAUGCAGUGCCUUAGACCACUGCGCCACUCUUGACCUUUGGUAUGAUGUUCUUACUGUGGAAUGCAGUGUUUGGUUUUCGCCAGGCAUAAUGGGACCCAUCUCGUCCAUAAAGUUGACUCAAGUUUACCAAAAAGCACCUGGAUGAUCAUCAAGACUCUUGGAAGAACGUUCUAUGGACAGAUGAUUCAAAAGUAUAACUUUUUGGACGACAUGGUUCCAGUAAUGCCUGGCGAAAACCAAACUCUGCAUUCCACAGUAAGAACAUCAUACCAAAGGUCAAGCAUGGUGGUGGUGGUGUGAUGGUUUGGGGAUGCUUUGCUGCCUCGACCUGGACGACUUGCCUUAAUAGAAGGAACCAUUAAUUCUGCUCUGUAUCAGAGAAUUCUACAGGAGAAUGUCGGACCAUCCGUCUGUGAGCUGGAGCUGAAGCUGAAGCGCAGCUGGGUCAUGCAGCAAGGCAAUGAUCCAAAACACACAAUCAAGUCUACAUGAAAAUUGCUAUAAAGCAACAAAUUUGAAGUUUUGGAAUGGCCUAGUCCAGACCUAAUCCCAAUUGAGAUGUUGUGGCAGGACUUGAAACUAGCAGUUCAUGCUUGAAAACCCACACGUGAAUGAGUUAAAGCAGUUCUGCAUGGAAGAGUGGGCCAAAAUUCCUCCACAGCGACGUGAGAGACUGAUCAACAACUACAGGAAGCAUUUGGUUGGAGUCAUUGCAGCUAAAGGUGGCACAACCAGUUAUUGAGUGUAAGGGGGCAAUUACUUUUUCACACAGGGGAAUUGGGUGUUGCAUAACUUUGUUUAUGAAAUAAAUAUGUAAUUGUUGUGUUAUUUGUUCACUUAUGUUCCCUUUAUCUAAUAUUAGGUUUUGGUUGAAGAUCUGAUAACAUUCAGUAUCACAAAUAUGCAAAAGUAGAGAAAUUAGAAAGGGGGCAAAUACUUUUUCAUAGCACUGUAAUGCUCGUUCAUGCGCGCACAGUUUUACGACAGGUCUGAUUUAUAACGAGAAACAUGCGUAUGUAUGGCGUGCGCCAAUUUUAGAAAUCUCUAUUUUUGUGCGUGGCAGUCUUUUCAAAAAUAUCACACGCAGAUAUUUUAAUGUCAAAUUUACGCAAUGGUUAUAAAUGAGGCCCCAGAACCAUAGAGUCUUUUGAAGUAGAUUUUAGAUAUAUAUAUUCUCUGGUCAAAAAAGUAUUUGUAGUACAAAUAUGAAGCAUAUUUAUUUGUUUCUUUAAAUGGCCCUCACUCUGCCCUUCCAUGCACUAUUAAUACUUUUCUCACACAGGAUGACAUUGAGGCCUACAAGAUCCAGAACAAGUUUCUGAACUCUGAGAUCUACCAGCUGACCAAGCUAUGGCGCAACAGUUCAGAGCAGGAGAAAAGCCUUAUGGUGAAGGUGGGUCUGCCUAGUGACUAUGGGUGAUAUUCAGUGCCAAAUACAUCUGCAUGUGCUGUCCAGGUUGGAGUGGGUUGUGGUGAAGUGAAGCACUGAAGGCCACUACAGUUGAUUGAAUUGGGACCUCAGUCUUGGUCUUUUAGGGUGUGCUUAUUUUGUGUUGCAGUGUGCCUACCUGGAGGCCCGUAACUGUCAGAUAGAGAGUCAUUACCUGGGUGUACUGAGGAAGCUGCAGGAGAGCAAGGCUCUAGAACCGGGCCAGCAUGAGGCUGUGAGGAACCUCAUAGAGGACGCACUACAGGGAGACCUGAACGACAUCCUCAAACUCAACCCUGUCAGGUAACGGACCGUGGAUCAAUACUCUGAACUGGCUUCCUUUCCUUGUCUUCUUGUCUCCUCUGCUUCACUACACUGAUAGAUGACAGGACCAACUUUUUUAUUUAAUUUUUAUUAUUUAUUUAUACAUGUGUUCCUUUUUUAAGAUUUACAACAGUCACUUUCUCAAGGGGGACACUUGUUAUAAACACAUUAAAUCACCAAUUCAGUCACACAAUUAACAAAAAUUAGAUUACCAUCAAAAGUCAAUGAAUGUUCAAAUGAUCUACAAACCGUGAAUGAACAUUGAUCUCCAUUCCUUAGGGAGCACGACGAGUACGGCUUCAAGAUCAUUCCGGACUACGAGGUGGAGGACAUGAAGCUGCUGGCCAAGAUCCAAGACCUGGAGAUCCGCUCCCACAAUCUGCUGAGGCAGGAGGCCGGGGUCAGACCCCUGUUGGACCGCUGGGCUCAGUAUCUGGGCGGCCGCCUGGCCGACGACCUCUACCCCUCCCAGGAGCUCAAAUUCCUGCUGCGGUGUGGCGUGCCGCGGGAGUACCGCCCGCAGGUGUGGCGCUGGGUGGUGAGGGCCCGCACACGCUCGCUGAGGGAGCGCCACCCGGAUCGCUAUGAGCAGGUGGGUGGUAGGGUGGUAGUAGAUCAGGCAAAUUCACUUCCUUACAAUGCAUCUCUCAAUUUCAUAAUCUUUCUCCAUCUGUCCAUCCAUCUUUCCGUACAUCUACAUGAAAUCCAUCCAUUACUGUUUCAGCUGUGCCAGAAGAGCCUUACGUCUCCCCACCAGGCCUCCAGACAGAUCCAGUUGGACCUGCACCGCACGCUAACCACCAAUCAGCGCUUUUCCUCACCCUCCAGCCCCGCCCUGCAGCAGCUACAACGAAUUCUGCUAGCCUUCUCCUGGCAAAACCCCACCAUCGGCUACUGUCAGGGCCUCAACAGGUACAAGACUCCCUUUAUCAGUCAGCAGUGUGCUCAAUAAAAUAUUAAAUAUAGAGAAAUACUGCCACCUAAUGGGCAAAGCUGUAAACUGAUAUAAAGUGCAGACUCCAAAACAAUAUCUACACAAUGUUCUCAGUUUAGGGAAGACUGAUGAGUUUUUUUGUGAAAAUCUAUGAUUAGUCUAAAAACAUGCAUUUUCCUCGAUCUGGCUACUCAGACUAGGCUGUAAAUAUACCAUACAAGCUUUCACAGACUUCAAAACAAUCUCUACAGUAUAUCUAAGGACAACUAUGACAUUGGCCACUCUCUUUCCCUUCAGGCUGGCAGCCAUAGCUCUCCUGGUGCUGGAGAGUGAGGAGGAUGCCUUCUGGUGUCUAGUAGCUGUGGUGGAGGUCAUCAUGCCCCACGACUACUACACCAAAACACUCAUAGCCUCGCAGGUAAUGAUCCGGCUCGAAGGAGCAAAAUAUGUGAUUUUAAACAACUGUAUAGAUGCAUAAAAUAAUUAUCUACAGUUCUCUGUAAUAAAAAUACGGGAAGUGGUGUUUUAAGUGGGAUUUAAUCCGUUUUAGUUCUGCAGCUGUUCCAAAACAUGGAACUGAAACUGAAAUAGCGCAUACAUUUCAUGAACAACGUAAUGAAUUCAAGAUUUCUCAUAUCAUGCCAAUAUCUGUUAAUGUCAUCUGCUGAUGUGACAUGGUGUAUGUGUGGAUGUUGCAGGUGGACCAGCGUGUGCUGAAGGACUUCAUGGCGGAGAAAAUGCCCCGGCUGACUGCCCACUUUGAGGAGCAUAGUGUGGACGUGUCCCUCAUCACCUUCAACUGGUUCCUGGUGGUGUUCGUGGAGAGCCUGCCCAGCGACAUCCUCCUGCGGGUGUGGGACGCCUUCCUCUACGAGGGCACCAAGGUACCGCGCUUAAGUGAGACUAGUGCCUGGGCCGAAAGCAAAACAGAAACUCCUAGCUCAUGGGUAUUCAAAUGUGGGUCCUGUCUGCAGGAUGACUGGUUGUUAACUGAUUGAUAAAUGUUAUCGAUUGCCCAGUCUACCCACCUGGUAUAAUAUUUUUUUUGCAGCAGCAGUUCUAAUGUAAACGUGCAUGCAUGUUUUUGAUGCAGGUGAUAUUUCGGUAUGCCCUGGCUCUGUUCAAGUACAAAGAGGAGGAGAUCUUGAACAUUCAUGACAACGUGGAGAUCUACCAAUACCUGCGCUUCUUCACCAAGACCAUCUCUGAUGGCAGGUGAGAGGUCAUCUAAGAUCAAAUUAUGGAGGCUGUGUUAUGAAGAAAAUGGCACUAUAUUAGAUCUGUGUUUCUGUAGUGGGAUAGGAACCACUAUAGCAGAGGUCUUAAACUCCUGGAUGGCUGGUGUGCAUGUUUUUGUUACAGCCCAGCACUUACAUACCUGAUUCACCCCUAAGUGGUUUGUGAACAAUUCCACUAAAUCACAUUUAGCUUGUCCUUUGUAACCUGUUCAAUUGUUGUAUUAUCUAUAUGGUUUGUGCUUUUUGUCCUGUACCUACUUAGCCCAUUCUUUUUCUGCUGCCCUAUUUAGUCGGUGUGUUGCUGGCAGAGCAGAUGGAGGAGCUAUUUUUGCUGUAGACCGAGACAGAUGCUCUCUCACCAUAUAGAAGUCAGAUAGCUCUGUUGUCGCUGCUGCUAUGGGCUCAACACAUGGGAGAAAAGGAGGCUAUACAGCCAGAGGAGUGCAUUGAGGGCAGCAUUCACAGCACUCUGUUUUGUAUCUCCAAACAAAGAGCAGAUGAGAUACAUGCACCACUAUCUCAGGAACUCCUGUCCAAUGCAUGCAAGUAAAACAGAUGUGUGAGAGAGGGCUAAAUCUGGUGUUGGGGCCAUACAGCUUAUGGAGUAUUUUGUGACUAUGCUGCCUGCACAGAGUUCAAUUCUGUGGUUUUUCGGUUUGGAAAUCAACAGGCUGAGUAAUAUUGGGCUUGUUUCUAUGUCUUGCCUUACUCUGUUCCGUCCAACAGGAAGCUGACCAACAUCGCCUUCAGCGACAUGAACCCGUUCCCCAUGAAGCUGUUGAGGAACCGGCGUGCACUGCAUCUGGAGUGCCUGCAGGGGGAGCUCAGAGAGCUGGAGGCCCAGCAGAGGGAGUUUGUCACCGAGAGCGCCGAGCGUAAGGACAAGGACCUGGACACUAUACUGGUCAGCGAGGACGAUGAGGAGCUGUAGUUAGGGGACGGUCAGAGACUCUGGACAGAGGGGUGGAUCCUGUGGAACUAAUGGAUCUAAUGGAUUGGAGUUGUAGACUAUACAGCCAUCUGGUGAAGAAUGGCCCCGCUGGUACAGAUAUGACCCACCCAAAGCUCUGGUCCAAGAUCUAUUUCUUACUGUAUGUUAGUCUAUUUGUAAUGUAUUUUUAAAAGGUAAAUAGUACCGGAGUUGUGGUCAAGAACACUAUACCUGACCAACCACAUUCUCUCUAGAUCAUCUAAUAUAAUAGUUUACAUGCACUGCCAUAGGAAUGAAUGCAAAAGACACAAUUUACACAUAUUUGCACACUUCAUUUAACUACAGUAGGUAUUUCAUCGAUCAUAUGUCAUGUAGAUUUUUAUUUAACAUGUUUCACUCACUUGCCAAAAUGCACACUCCAGAUUUUGGGUUAAAGCAUAUUUUGUCCAAAUGCACGUUACUUGUGUAUUACUGCUUUGCAUUUAAUUUACUUUUCCUUUCAUUUGUGUGUAUCAUAUGUACCAUAACACAAUGUGAACUUCAUGUAGGUAUGUAUAAUGUAGCAGUGGAGGCUGCUGAGG
This is a messenger RNA of Coregonus sp. 'balchen', 15395 nucleotides long. NCBI's taxonomy places the organism in Eukaryota, Metazoa, Chordata, Actinopteri, Salmoniformes, Salmonidae. The record is from the annotation of a GenBank genome assembly.